AUGGAGUAUUCAUCCCUUCGUCCUGUAACAGAGCGCUCUGCUCGACCAUCGUCAUCUCGCUCACCCGAGUCACACUACUGGCGCAAGUUCCGUGCUCCCGUCUUCGUCAAGGAGCUGGCACCCAUCACCUCGAUCCAUUUCGUGCCACCGGUCUCUGUAUAUUCGACCACCUCGCUCGAGGAUGAUCCCUCCUCGGCAGCUUCAACGACAAUCGGGUCGACGUCAACGCAGCCUACGUCUGUUUCUGCGCGACAGAAGUUUGCUGUGACGACGGGAGCGAGAGUGCAGAUCUACUCGAUGCGCAACAGCCGGGUGUCAAAGACGAUUUCGCGUUUCAAGGACGUGGCGCGCUCGGCAAAUUUCAGGUCGGAUGGCAGACUCAUGGUCGCAGGUGACGAUAGCGGGUUGAUUCAGGUGUUCGAUACGACGUCGAGGGCGAUCUUGAGGACGCUGCGCGGUCAUGGAGGUCCUGUGCAUGUUACGAGAUUUUCCCCCAACGGUACGGAGAUCAUGUCCGCGUCGGACGAUAGGACGGUGAGGCUGUGGGACGUGCCGGAGCAAAAGGCGGUGCACGUUUUUGAGGGGCACGAGGAUUACGUGCGCUCGGCGGUGUUCUCGCCCGACAACCCGGCGCUCAUGCUCUCCGGUAGUUACGACAGCACCGUCAAGCUAUGGGAUGCGAGAAUGGGCGAACAGGGCGGAUGCGCCAUGACCAUGAACCACAAUGCGCCGGUCGAGGAUGUCCUGGUGUACCCCACAGGCGGCGGAGGUGUGGCGCUCUCUGCCGGUGGACCCGUGAUGAAGGUCUGGGACCUGAUGAUGGGCGGACGAUGCAUGGCCUCCAUCUCGAACCACCAGAAGACGAUCACCUCGCUGGCGCUCUCGGUCAACUCGGGCGCUGACUUUUCCGUGUCCAACUCCGACUCCGUCGGUGGCAUGCGUAUCCUUACGGGAGGUCUUGACCACUUGGUCAAGGUCUACGAUCCAGCGCAAGAUUUCAAAGUGACGCACACCAUGCGCUACCCGUCGCCUAUCUUGUCGAUGGCGGUCUCGCCGGACGAAUCGCAUAUUGCGGUCGGUAUGGCGGAUGGUACGCUGUGUGUCCGCAAGCGAGAUGUCAAGGCGAGCGAGCUGGAGCGCCGCGAAGCCGAGCGUGCAGCGAUGAACGCUGGUGCGUACGAGUUUUUCAUGCAAGGCAAAGCGGCGGCGUCCAACCAGCCGGGUCAAGUCAACGCACGACGAGCGACGGACGACAUCCGCGUCGACAGCGUCCGCAAACGCAAGCUGCAAGAUUACGAUCGUUUCCUCAAAGGUUUCCGGUACGGCGACGCACUCGAUGCCGCACUGCGCAAAGGCGUCGCUCCGAGCGUCACGUUCGGCCUCAUCCUCGAACUCAUCCACCGCUCUCCACGAGGAAGCUUGGACGGUCUGAGGCGAGCGAUCGCAGGCAGAGACGACGUGACGCUUGAACCCGUGCUCAGGUUCUUGCUGCGUCAUUCGGCGAACCCGAACUAUGUCGAUCUGGUCUGCGAUACGCUCAACGUCAUUGUGGACACGUAUGCCAGCGUCAUCGGCCAGAGUCCGCUGAUCGAUGACCUGUUCGGAAGGAUCUGGGCCAAGGUGGGCGACGAACUGAGGCUGCAGAGGGAUCUGAUGCAGGUGAGGGGUAGUCUGGAGAUGAUCUUGGCUGGAACGGCGUUGGGUGCUGCUUCGACUACGGUUGCGUAG
This is a messenger RNA of Sporisorium graminicola, 1728 nucleotides long. RefSeq lists its product as uncharacterized. The coding region runs from base 1 to 1728 and encodes 575 amino acids. Gene Ontology annotation, biological process: rRNA processing; positive regulation of transcription by RNA polymerase I. The transcript has a single exon. Gene Ontology annotation, cellular component: nucleolus. NCBI's taxonomy places the organism in Eukaryota, Fungi, Basidiomycota, Ustilaginomycetes, Ustilaginales, Ustilaginaceae. Gene Ontology annotation, molecular function: protein binding. The record is from RefSeq and is a predicted model, not a curated record.